Molecule: messenger RNA, 1810 nt
Organism: Leucoraja erinaceus (little skate)
Lineage: Eukaryota; Metazoa; Chordata; Chondrichthyes; Rajiformes; Rajidae
Exons: 3
Coding region: 1-1554 (517 amino acids)
Biological process (GO): DNA integration
Molecular function (GO): nucleic acid binding
Source: RefSeq, a predicted model, not a curated record
AUGGAGAUAGCAUCAAAGAAUACUCAUGAGUUUCAUCCACCACGAGCUGCAGUGGCCGUUUACAGUCACAAGGCAGUGCCUUCAGAUGUGGUCUACCUUGGACUCAAAGUAGACGCCAAUGGACUUUGCUCUGUGAAGGCGAAAGUUAAAGCAAUAGUGAAUGCUCCAAAGGAAAACUUGACAAGUGAUAAACUCCUUGUUCACUACGAUAUGACACGCAAGAUGAAACUUGCUUGUGAUGCUGCAAGUUAUGGUGUAGGUGCAGUGAUCUCCCAUGUAAUGAAUGACGGACAGGAAAAACCUAUUGCUUUUGCAUCCCGCACCCUGUCAUCGAGUGAACGCAACUAUGCGCAGAUAGAAAAGGAAGCACUCAGCAUCGUGUUCAGAAUCAAGAAAUUCCAUCAGUUUCUUCUCAGCAAACCAUUCACCCUGGUGACUGAUCACAAGCUACUACUAGUGAUACUUGGUCCCAAGUCAGAUAUACCUUCCAUGAAUGCAUCAAGGAUGCAGCGCUGGGCAAUUCUGCUGUCCCAGUAUGACUACAAGGUGAAGUAUAGAAGCUCCAAGUGCAACACAGUUGCAGAUGCGUUGUCCAGGUUGCCCUGUGAGAACUCUGAUGUGGGAAGUGAGAACUCAAUCUACACACUGCAAGUUGUAGAUGAAGACUUUCCAGUGACUGAAACAGAAAUUGCAGCAGAAACAAUGAAAGACAAUGUGCUGAAGUGGGUCUAUGAACAGACAUUGAAUGGUUGGACUGAAAUCGAUAGUGGAUUGAACUCAGUUCUGAACUCAGAGCUGAUGCCUUUCCAUAAUCAACUCCAUGAAUUGUCAUGUGAGCAGGGAUGCAUUAAGUGGGGUUACAGAGUGGUUGUACCAGAGUCUUUGAACAACAAAAUUAUGAACGAACUUCAUGCCGAACAUCCUGGCAUAGUAAGCAUGAAGUCAAUUGCCAGAAGUUUUGUUUAUUGGCCUGGUAUUGACGGUGACAUCGAGUCGCUGGUGAGCAAAUGUAGCGUCAAUGAUCACUUUCUGGUGCUGGUAGAUAGUCAUUCCAAAUGGAUCGAGGUUAAACGUAUGGGGUCAAGCACUACUACUGAGCGUACCAUAGAUGAGUUGAGAUUAAUUUUUGCAUGCCAUGGUUUACCGGAAGAACUUGUUCCUGAUAACGGGCCUCAGUUUCGUUCAGAACAGUUCAAAGAGUUCAUGGAGCAGAAUGGUGUAAAACACACACUUGUUCCCCCAUAUCAUCCAGCCUCUAACGGGGUGGCGGAAAGGUCUGUUAGAGUUGUCAAAGAUGCUCUCAAGAAACAGGUUUUGCAGGGUAGUUCAAAGCUCAGCAUGAAACAUCGUUUGGCUAGUUUCUUGCUGAAGUACAGAACCACACAACACACAACAACGGGUUACUCACCUGCUGAACUGUUGAUGAACAGAAGGCUAAGAAUAUGCCUAAGUCUAAUUCAACCCAAUUUGGCUUUGAGAGUUGAACAAAAACAAUCAAGUCAGAAACACCAUUUUGACUCCCACAAAAAGGCGAGGUAUUUCAAGCCAGAUUAGCAAGUUUGUGUUCUCAGUCCUCCCAACAAGUCCAGUCGAGACAAAUGGGAUGCUGGGAAAAUAGUGGAAGUGUGUGGAACAAAAAGAUACUUAGUUGAAGUUGGAGAUAGGAUCAAGUGUUCAUGUUGAUCAAAUGAUUCCAGCCAAAGAUGACCAAAAAUCUGAGCAUGAAGUCCUAAUCCCUGAGUCUUUAUCUGAAAGUGAGUUGGAAGAGCCAACUGGGAUUGAAACACAAAAUCAGUCAGUACAGACAAAG